Messenger RNA from Truncatella angustata, 1689 nucleotides. RefSeq lists its product as uncharacterized. Bases 1 to 1689 code for a protein of 562 amino acids. NCBI's taxonomy places the organism in Eukaryota, Fungi, Ascomycota, Sordariomycetes, Amphisphaeriales, Sporocadaceae. The transcript is spliced from 2 exons. The record is from RefSeq and is a predicted model, not a curated record.
AUGGAUGCGCUCAGGUCCAACUUGCCGGGCUACUAUACGCCUCAGCAGUAUACACCAGUCCCAUUACCCACGUAUCCGGCGCCUAACUUUUCUGCCCCUUCUCCAUAUCCAAGACAUCACGCCAUCCAGACUCCCAGCCAUCUUCAACACCAUCAAUACGAUCAAAGUCAUUUAGCCCACCCCCAGCUUUCGCCUCAGGUCGUCAGCCAAGCUCAAGCCCCCGUACACAUUGGCGCCCCCGUACAAGCUGCCCAGGACAUACCUGGAGAGAGUCAUGCCGACGACGAGAAUAACAACAAUGCCUCCAACAAGAAGUCCAAGGGCGGUCCUGCACCCAAGGGCUUUGGCCGGACCUCAGCAGUAUAUCGCAUCGACGACAUGGGUGUGAAGAGACGCGUCAAUGCCGAGGACUUCCGGGCUGAGGUAGAAGAGCGCACGCGAAAUGGCGAGAGUUGUGAACAAAUAGCCGACGCCCUUAUAGCCCAGGGAGCUCAAGUCACAUCCAAGAGCGUCAGCCGAUGGCGAAUUCUAUGGGGAUUUCGAAAGAGGGCCGUCCGAAAGCAGUCGAAGCCACCAAAAGCGAAGGAGGAGCGCAUGAAUAAGAAGCAGAUAUGGCAGUCAAAAUACAAGGCAGACAUCACCCGCAUGACCCAACAAGGCCUCGAGGCAGAAGAGAUCGCCCGGAUCAUGACUAUCCGCGGAAUGCAGCUCAAGAAAGGAUCGAGCACCAUCACUCGUCUACAGACUGUGUGGAAGCUUCGUGGCACCGAAGAGUCCCGCAUCAAGAACAAGCGAUAUCUGUCAAGGCGCAAAGCUCGACAGCAACAACUGGACGAGUUCAACAAUUAUGCCCGGGAGCUUGGCCUGGAUGAUCCCGAAGAAUGGGUCAGGAGGAAGAUGGAGGAACCAGCUGUCAAGAACAUGCGCCGCGACGCCGCCUUUGAGAUGAUGGGUGAUGCUGCACCGGAGCCUAGGGAGCCCAAAGCCAAGGCAACCCCAAGCCGCCCGCAGACAAGGAGGGCAGCAAGUAGCUUCGCUCUCGACGCCCAAGUAUCAGCAACGGAUGCGAUGCAGGAUGCAACAGGCUAUGAAGAUGAGAGUAGCGACGAUGAAGACCUGACAGUAAAUCCGACUCCCGCAGCAAGAACCCUGCAAUCUGAUCAUACCCCUGUCGACACCGAGCUCAAACAAGAUUUGGUCGACAGUGACAGCGACUGCAGUGGCGAAGAUGCAGAAUAUCAACCUAUGGAAGGUGUGAAUCCAUGUGAUAGCUACGACUUGCGUGAUGAUGCAGGCCAUGGAUAUCCGCCCUUAUCAGAACAGGACGACGACGAUGAGGAUGACUUCGAAGAUAACAAUCAGUCGUUAGAUGGCAAUGGGCUUCCUAUCGAAUCUAACACCCACGCGCCUACACUGCACGCCACUGUCGGGUUUACUAACGCAGAGAUGGCAUAUGUCCCACUACCGCCAUCCGAGCAGGAUAGUAUGGAGAAAUUGAUCGGCGUGGCUGAUAGCUGUAUUGCUGCUGCACAACUAGUAAAGGAUCUUUGGCUGGCAAAAUGCUACGGUCAACCUGGACCUCGCAGUCUGACUGGCUUGCCACCUUCGAUCCGGGAUAUCGAGCUGGCUCGUCAUAGGCUUAAAGAAGCCGCCCAUGCGGCUGUCAAUGUCUUGCAGUACCCGGCUUGA